Messenger RNA from Amoebophrya sp. A120, 5621 nucleotides. The record is from the annotation of a GenBank genome assembly. NCBI's taxonomy places the organism in Eukaryota, Dinophyceae, Syndiniales, Amoebophryaceae.
AGGUCGGAUUUUCGGUAAUCUAGUCUCACCCCAAGAACACUAACCCCGGCCAUUUCGAAAGCGCAGCAAAUAUCUAGGAAAUUCUUCGUUCCCCAUUGCUAAGCGGUAUCGCUCAGGGAGGGGAUGAACAAAGAUUUCAAAACGAAAUGCAAACUGUGUGCGCACGGCAAAUUAGCUUUUCCAAAUUGAAUGAAUAGCGAGCGUUCUGCUUGGUACGCUGAGCGUGAUUUCGCAAAAACGGUUCAAGAUCGUACAUUGCUUACAUAGCACGUUGUUUUUUCUCGUCCGAUUGGUAUUUAUGACGUCGUUAGAUGACGUCGUCGUCCUUACAUCUAUUCAUUAAAGAAAUUCACCACCGACAAUACCCGCCUCGCCCUUUAUUUUAGUACAACACAUCAUCAUGGCACGACACUUCCUCUCACUUCUUCUGUCGCUUGCUGCGAGCGACCGAGCAGAGGCCGGCAUGCCGAUUGACAUCGCGCUGUACCCGAAGUGCGUGCAAACUGCCUGCGAGGAAUCGGAGAAAGGCAAAAACGAUGCCGACUGCUGUGCGAUUCCGUGGAUGGCGGGCUGCAGUGCGGGGCACAAGUACUACGCGGGAGCGUACGGCUGCGGGUGGUCUCUGGAGUGGCUGGGCGCGCGGAGCACGUGUUGCAUAGCGGAUGCCGCUUACCCCACCGGCGACUACGACGUGCAGGCGCGCUGGAACCAGUUUGCGACCGAGGCCGAUAAACAGGUGGCGCUCGCGGAAGAGGCAAAGGAGGCCGAGCGGCAGAAAGCCGCGGAGGAACGAGCGGCGAAGGCUACCACGACCGCGCAGCGCCACAUCGACCAAACCAAAUGCGCUGACCACGGUGGACAGGACUGCUGCGCGCACGACUCGUGGGGCGAGCCACAGCGCUGCUCGGGUGGUUACACGGCGGUCCCGGACAGCAUGGGUACCUGUUCGUCCACAUGGCCCGGCUGCGCCUACCACAAAGGCGGUAUCGGUUGCUACGCUUGCUCCUCCACCACCGGUACUUCCCCAUCGCAGGCCGUGUCGCAGCGAACGGCGCAGUUUGACCUGUCGAAGUGCAGUGACUGGGGAGAAGACUGCUGUGCGUCGCCAACGUGGGGCGAGGCUCAAACCUGCAAAGACGGCUACGUCCCCAUUCCGGACCCCGCGGGACAGUGCAGCUCCAGCUACGGCCCCUGCCCCUCGCACGAGGGCGGCAUUGGGUGCUACGGCUGCUACCCGGCCGUGCUUGCGGCCGAGGUCGACCCGGGGCACGACGGUAGCAAGUGCACCGACGUGGGCAAGGACUGUUGCGCGAGCGCGUCUUGGGGCGAGCCGCAAACCUGUGCCGAGGGGUAUGUGCCCAUCGCGAGUCCACCGGGAACGUGUCCGUCCUCGUACGCGAUGUGCAUCACGAUCCAGGGCGGCCGCGGGUGUUACGGCUGCUACCCGUCGGGAACGACGCAAGACCAGUCCUCGUACGACUUGUCCAAGUGUUCCGUCCGACUGGGGAGAUGACUGUUGUGCGCACUCCUCGUGGGGCGAACCGCAGACCUGCCGGGACAACUACCUGCCCAUCCCCAACGCGCGGGGUCGCUGCACCUCUUCGUGGCCGCACUGCGCCCCGCAUGAAGGCGGCAUUGGCUGCUACGGCUGCUACCCCCCGGGAAACAAAGCCAUCCAGGACGUGAACGCGGCUGCGGGGCAGCACGACGGUUCCAAGUGCAGCAAUGCGAACUGGGAUUGCUGCGCUCACUCGUCUUGGGGAUCGCGGCAGACGUGCUCUGAUGGGUACGUCGCCGUUCCGAAUCCGCCCGGGUCGUGCACCACACCUAGGGAUGCGCGUCAGUGCGCCCUGAAAGACGGUGGCAUCGGGUGUUACGGGUGCUACCCCGCGCACGCAGCCGUGGCGAGCGUGUAUCGGGACACCACGGCGCAGCAGCACAACCAGCCCGCGGUUGUCGACAAGUGCCGGUCCAAGACGGAUUGCAACUGCAACUCGAACAACGCGGACAUCGCCCCGAAGGUGUGGGACGCUCCCGGCCACUGUCACGAAGGCACGUGCUAUCACGGCUACACGGAUGAUUCCCGCUGCGCGGACACGAAGGCCUCGCAGAGCUACCGCGAGCUAAACGACGGGUCCUCGCGCAACAUCAUCGGGGAGCAUGCGUGGUGCUACGGCGGGCGUGUGGACUCGCGGUGCCCGCUGAAAACAACGCCCGCUUCGGCCACUAGCGGCACUUCUUCCAGCGCGUCAACGGCGCACUGCGGAACAAGGGUCUGGCGAUCGGACACGACGGCGUAUGUCCUCGGUGCCCCGGUAUGCAUUGCAAAUAUGUCUGGGUCUGAAGGAUGCAAGGUUUGUCAUGCUCGUCUGGCAUUACUGAAGAAUUUGUGAUACGUGUCCAAGAAGAGAUCCUUUUGCUUGUGAUACAAAGCGCAGUUUGUCAUGCGGAAAGCGCAACACUAAGCCGCGCAAAUGUUUCUCAUGCUUUUCUGUGCGUUACAGAAAGUUCACUAUUCGCAACUCAGCAUUACAAGUUUGCAGACCCAGACAUAUUUGCCCUGGAUACCCGGGUAGUCGCGAGUGCGGCGCUUGCGGCGGCGUGGUGGCAACCUACGACGCCUGUAUGGACGCGUCGCGGGCGGGGAAGACCUUUUUGGGUAUCAACGGUCUCCCGGCCCGGGAGAAUUGGGGCGGACCCUCGGGGUGCCACAUUCAGGAGCGGGCCAACUUCCAGUGGAACGACCGCACCAACGGCGAUGGUGUGAGCGGUCACACGCCGGUGUGCAUUCACCAGGGUACUACUGCGGAUUCCGCCGGAACAAGCACGGACGCCUCUUCGAUGAUCAUCCACGAAGCGGACACGGAGUCGUGGAACGAAAAUGGCCCGUACGGAGCGCAGGGAUACCGCGCCCCGGCCGAUGUCGAGGGCAACGCGGAAUGUCGGAAAAGCGCCUGCGAAGAAUACGAGAAGGGGCGCGUCGACACGGACUGCUGCUCCACUCCGUCCACGGCUUUUUGCGCCGCCGGCCAUCGCUACCAGGCGGGCACGGAAGGCUGCGGCUGGGGCCUGGUGCAGGGCCAGCGCAGUACCUGCUGCAUUCCCGACACCAGCUACCCCGCGGGCAGCGCGGGCGCCGAUCUGCACACCGGAACAACCGCGAACACCGCCAACAGCCUCGCCGCAUCCGCGCGAUCCGCCAUUCGGGGCAGCGGCAAUCCGGACGCGGAGACCAAGAAAAUGGAAGACGCAAACUUCAAAACCGUGGACACGGCGACCACCGCCGCGACCGUCACGUUCGAAGUGAAGCAGGCGGUCGAAGGCUUGUCCGUGGGGGAGCGGCUCGAGUGCGUCCCCGCGGCCUGUCGCGAGUUCAAGUCCUCGCUGGCCGAUAACGACUGCUGCGCCAUCCCGCGCAUGGCCUUUUGUGGGCCGGGUCACCGGUACGUCCCGCUCGUGAAAACCUGCGGCUACGACCUGAUACUGGACCUGGGGCAGCGGACCACCUGCUGCGUUGCGGACCUGAAUGCGAUCUACCAGCAGAACGGUGAUUCGGGGAAGGACUGGGCGAUGCGGUUGUACGAAGCCGGCACCUUCGCGCAGGCGGCCGAGCCCGUGUCGGAAACGGACAGAACCGCGGUGGAAGCCGUGGCGGCAUCCGUCCGAAGUGAGGCCGCGCUGGGGGGCGCGCAGCCGCAAAGCGGGGUGGUCGGCACGAUCCGGACGACCGAGAUCCUGCCCGCCGACGUUGACGUGGCUGCGCUGAACGAGUCCUCCGACUACAAGGACGCGAAGGCGACCGGGUUGGGGCUGGCCCUGCUGAUCGAGCGCCCGCACGACAGUAUCAGCGUGGCAGUGAACGUAGCGGGAGUACUGUCUCGCCGCAGGCUCCUGCUCGCUGGGCCCCCGGACGACUCUACAACUUCCAACCACCGCCGCCUCGACGCGGUCACCGUGGAGACCAAGUUCACGGUGAAGAGCCCCGUGGAGGGGCGCGGCGCCGCGCUUGCCGCGGCGCUUAACGACACCAUGUCGUCGAGCCGGGUUCAAGCGUUCACGCAGGAAGAGGCGGAGAAAAAGAAUCUGAUGGGCGGCAGCUACCGCAUGGACGCGGUCAGCAGCGUCGGCGUCACCACGCACGGCGGCGCGAAAACCGACUGCGACACGAAGCUACGGACCGGCUACGUACCCACGGCCGCGGACCUAAAUCCGUCGCAAGCGAAUCCGGCCAGCACAACCAGCACCGGCAGCACGCGGUACGUGACCGCGGGCGGCCGCGUGGUGGAGCGCGACGCGCCGGUCGGUACUUCAUCUUCCGACGAGAGCGGGGGGACAGGCGACACGGCGGACGAUGAAGGAUCAGCCGUAGUUCUGCUCGCGAUUGGCGGAGGCCUCGCUCUCUUCGCGUUCGGAGUCGUGCUCGGAAGCAGGUUUGUGACCUGGGGCUACGCGGGCAAGAAGGAAACAACCGUCAGCGGUUCGGAGCAGGAGCGGAAUUUCGCCCCGCAAGCCCCGCCCACCAACGGUGAUCUGGCCACUAGCCAACCGCAAAGAACGGGAUUAUUCCCCCAGCCGGCAAUGCCGAACUUUGCCGGGUUUUCUCUGAGCCAAUACCAGAACAACAACCAAGUGGCGCCGACGGUGCAGAAGAACGGCAUGAAUUACGCGGGGUCUUCGGGGCAACCGUACGUCUCUCAUGCGGGAAUGAUGCAGCGCCAGCAGCAACCAACGAUGCAGUUGCAGCCGAUGGCACCACCAGCUCCGCCCCGGCGACCGGUCACAACACUGCCGCAGCAGCCUAUGGUCAUUACGCAAGCAGGCGCGACGAGCCAGACCGUGGAGCGGAAAUCAAAGAAGAAAAAGAACAAGGAGAAUCGAGAUUCUUCUACGGACCGCGAUCCGAGGAGUUCCUCGCGUCGGUGAGCGCCGUUCUUUUGAAAUUUGGCAAGCAGUACGAGAGACGCUGGGUUGCAAGUUAAAUUAGAUUUUCUGGGGCGUUGAGUAUUCAAGCCUCUCAACAACAACACAUCUGUACCUUUCUGGCAUGUUGUCAAAAUAUUCAACUCUGCAUGGAGUACCGUAGUUUCCUUGCGCCUCGUAACAAGUGUACAAUAUUAGCAUAUGAUUUUUCGGCGCGUAGGCGGCUCAUACCCAUUGGUUCUAGUUUCUUCGACAUGGUACUAUCUUCAUAAUGUGUUUUUUUUGUUUUGCUGUACAACCACAAGCAAAACGCACAAGCAUCUAGCGGUUAAAGGACACCUUCAUCCACGGGAAGGUAGCACUGGCAGGCCGUCUCUGCGUAAAGCAGAAGUGAAGUCCGAAACUUCGACUGUACUGCCUUAAUGUCGUCUGUGUUUAUUUUUUUUUGCCACGAAUAUGCAAUGUGUAUGUGGCUCUGUAAGUACACCAAAUUAUGAUGUGUGACUCGAAGUUUAUUAGCAUGUACCACUGCAAAUGGACCAGCAAGAGGAAGAGCUGGACCGGGAGAUCAUUGGUCGAACGUCUUUUCCCGUGUCGGCAACAAAUGAUAAUGUGUAGAAAAUGUUGAGUACAGCAUUCAUCUUCAGGUUGCAUGUGUAGCCUGGAUGACGAAAAUAGCAAAUGGAGCAUCAUCAAACGUG